AUGGCCCACAUCUGCACGCACGCCACUCCAGAACUGCGACUCUCCUCGCUCGGGCCAAGGCACAUGUGUGCAAGCCAGCGGCCCCGCGCACCCACCCACCCGCAGACGGACGCCCGCAGGCGGCGGAAGGUCCCGGAGCAGGGGCCGGCCUGGCUGCAGAGUACGGGCAGUUACCGCCUCGGGGCGAUCCCGCCAUCCUGGGCUGAGGCCAGAGGGUCAGGGCUGCCUGAGUCAGAGCAGAGCAGAACUGAGGCUGCAGGUUCCAAGAGUCACGAGCAGCUGGAGCUGAAAGAGAAGGGGCUGGACACUGCAGGGUUGACUGCCAUCUUGAACGACACAGUAACUAUCCGGACCAGGAAGUUCAUGACGAACUGACUACCUCAGAGGAAACAAAUGGGCGAUGUCCUUCACCCUGGGAAGGCAACAGUACCAAAGACAGAAAUUAGGGAAAAACUAGCCAAAAUGUACAAGACCAUACCAGAUGUCAUGUUUGUAUUUGGAUUCAGAACUCACUUUGGUGGUGGCAAGACAACUGGCUUUGGCAUGAUUUACGAUUCCUUGGGUUAUGCAAAGAAAAAUGAACCCAAACAUAGGCUUGCAAGGCAUGGCCUGUAUGAGAAGAAAAAGACAUCAGGAAAGCAGCGAAGGGAACGCAAGAACAGAAUGAAGAAAGUCAGGGCGACUCCAAAGGCCAAUGUUGGUGCUGGCAAAAAUUUUUGCCGAAGGAUACUGAACUCUGUGCCCACCCAGCUGCUGGUGGCUGUGCCACCCCGGGCCUACUCUCUCCCACCCAUGUUGUCUACAUCCCACAAGGCUGGCAACUCUUCGAAGGCCGAGCGCUGCGGGGGGGGCACGACCUUCCCUGAGGAGCCUCUGCACGUCUGUCUCCGUGUCUACUGUCCUGGGUUUUAG
Molecule: messenger RNA, 912 nt
Organism: Propithecus coquereli (Coquerel's sifaka)
Lineage: Eukaryota; Metazoa; Chordata; Mammalia; Primates; Indriidae
Biological process (GO): translation
Cellular component (GO): ribosome
Molecular function (GO): structural constituent of ribosome
Source: RefSeq, a predicted model, not a curated record